This is a messenger RNA of Esox lucius (northern pike), 9615 nucleotides long. RefSeq names its product paralemmin-2. The record is from RefSeq and is a predicted model, not a curated record. The transcript is spliced from 12 exons. NCBI's taxonomy places the organism in Eukaryota, Metazoa, Chordata, Actinopteri, Esociformes, Esocidae. Gene Ontology annotation, cellular component: membrane. Bases 211 to 4632 code for a protein of 1473 amino acids. Gene Ontology annotation, biological process: regulation of cell shape.
AGGCUAAGUGGAGGCACAUGGCCAGGGAACGACAGAGCUUUUCUUCUCUUUAGCACAUUCACUCUCUGACUGGAAUACUCCAACUACAGGACAACUGGACUCUAGCCGGCCCCACUGCUUCUCUCUACCAUUCUGUACCUGACCAGGAAAUCCUAGCCCCUCACCCUAACCCAAGCAGACAGUUGACCUCUCUCCCCUGUGCCCUACAGGAUGGCUGAGGCUGAACUUCACAAGGAGAGGCUCCAAGCCCUGGCGGAGAAAAGGAAAAGACAGUCGGAGAUUGAAGACAAAAGGAGACAACUGGAUGAUGUGGUGCUGCAGCUUCAACAUCUCAAGUCUAAAGCCAUGAGGGAACGUUGGCUUCUGCAAGGCACAUCCUCUGGACCUAAUGAUGAAGACGAUGGACGGAGAAGACAACUGGAGAGGGACGAAGAGCAGGGGAAGAGACUAGAGGACACUAUUUACAGGUUGGAGUCUGAGAUUGGUCUGCUGGAGUGCGAGGAGUCUCAGAUCUCAGCUAAGGAGCAGAACCUCAGAGAGAGGUUAAAGAAGACUGAGAGGUCCAUAGAAGAUCUGCAAAAAAGUCUUCAGAAUGAGCAUGAUGCUGUGAGUGACGCCUGUCUCUCCGACCCGCCAGACUACUCCAGUACCACUCCUCACCGGGCCUCAGGCUCAGCACCACUCGGCUCUGGGAACCAUCCAAGGACACCUGCGAUGUACGCCAUGGAGAUCAACGUGGAGAGGGACAGGAAGACCGGUGACACCCGGAUCCUGUCGGCGUCCUCCGUCAGCCCCGACGAGGUCCCCCAGCGCGGUGUGAAGGUCUUUGACGACGGCCGCAAGGUCGUCUACGAGGUGCGCUCGGGGGGAUACACCACCACCUCCCUGGAGAACGGGGGUCACCCCUGGAGCUCUGCCCAGGUGGACGACCUGAUGCAGCGAGUUGGGGCGCCCACUGGCCGGGCCGAGGGGGACAAGGCUAAGGUCACAGUCAGCCCUGCCAGUGCUGAGGACCCCAAAACCUCCCCCAGGUCCACUGACCCCUCCGCAGACCUACCUGGCACCUACGCCCCCUCCAGCACCCCUCCAGCCAUCCCAAGCCCCUCCCACAUCACCCCAAAGGUAGCUCAGCCCCAGGCACCUGGCUCCGCCAUCACCUCCCAGCCCCCACCUGGCAGAGGAGUGACCUACGAGGGGGAGGUGACGAAUGCUCCCCAUGCUACAGCAGAUAAGCCCGUCACAAUGAUCUUCAUGGGCUACCAGAGCGUGGACGACCAGGAUGAGACCAAGAGGCUGCUGGGAUUUGACGGCACCAUCAAGGCCGAGAUCGUCCUGAUCGAUGAGGACGAUGAGAAGUCGUUACGGGAGAAGACGGUCACAGACAUCUCCACCCUGGAUGGCAAUGCUGCCGACUUGGUGUCUGGCGCUCGGCCAGCCAGCGAAUCCACCGAACUGUCUUCGGAUGGGAAGGACGAGAGCUCUGCCCCGGCCGCCAAGGAACUCCCAUCCCCCGCAGGUAGAAGACAGACUCCAGGGACCAUGGUGACAGGAAACGGAAUCAUGUCUAAACCAUCCAUUGCUACUACGAAAUCAUCAAAGCCCUCAGAGGAUGGUAGUUGUGAGCUGAAGAGAGACAGGCCGGAGAGAAAGAGCGUCAGUUUCCUGGACUCUGUCAGUGUAAUCCCAACUAGCAAUACCAACACCAUGGAGGUAGGGGCCCAUCCAGAAAGCUCCUACCCCAGCCAAGGGCUCAACUGCCUAGGCAACAAACACCAGACGCAGCAAUUGGACAUGGAGGGAGCCCAGGAGAUAGCUUACCUGGAUGAGGUGUUGGAGGCAAACUGCUGUGACCCAGGACCUGACAACACACCCGCUAACGGCAAUGCCAGCCCUGAGGGACACCCUGGGGAGGUUGAAAUCGUUGGGGCGUCUCCUUCUGUCCACGUCUCCAACACAGACACACAGUCCCUACAGACCGUCCAGGAUGUCAUAGUGGAGGGGAGGAAGCAGACCACAUUCAUAGACCAACACGAAGUCAGUAACACCAGAACCAACGGCCACUCUGGACCAAUGAGAGGAGAGCAUGAGCACUACAGCAAACCAGAAGGGGAGGGGAUUACAUCCCCAAACAUGACACCGCUAAAAAAGGAGGCACGAUUCGAGUUGCGGGCCUUCCAGGAGGAGAAAAAGCCGUCAAAGCUGUUUGACCCAUGUGAGAAAGAGGUGCGUGUGAAGAAGGUUCGUCCUUCAGAGGAGGUAGCAGAGCUGGAGAGGGAGCGCCUGGAAUUGAUCCGGGGACAGGCCGUGAAGAAGAACCCAGGCAUGGGCACGAAGUGGUGGAAUCCUCCGCAGGAGAAGAGCCUGGAGGAGGAACUGGAGCCAGACAAACUGGAGUCACAUAGGAAGUACGAGGAGAGGAAGCAGCAGCGCAGGUCAGAGUUCACCGGGGGGUUGCCUCAGACGUACUCCAUGAGCUUCGACCCGAGCUUCGACCCGAGCUUCGACCCGGACUCCAACCAUGACCCAGGAGAGCUCCAGAGUACCAAAGAGGACAUUGUGGUGGAGCAAAUUGACUUUGCAGCAGCCCGGAAGCAGUUCCUUCAGAUCGAACACGACAGGAAGCAGGCGGACGAGAAGUCACAGGUUGCGGCACCCAGGAGGAGCGUGGCACCACAGCUGUACUCGGCCAAGCCCUUCUCUAGAGCGUCAGAUGAUGUCUCCCGUGUGGAGCGAUCCUUCGGCUCCGUCACCGUGGGAUACAGCGGUUACCUGGGUUCGCCACUAGAGGACAGCGACAUGACCACCACCACUGUCAGGACAGAGAGGACGCACUGCCACCAAGGAGAGGCCCAGUCACCCACCAACAACCUGGGGCAGGGCGAGGCCAUGGACAGUGGUCCCAAGGAGGCCUGGACAGAGGACAGGGACGGAGACUUCACCUGUGCCCGGGCAGUCAUGACCUUCCUGAAAGACGAGGGUGACUCUGAGCAGCAUUGUGCAUCCUCCCUCCACAGCCCCAGUGCCUCCCUUUCCUCCUGCCACCCCGAGGAGUGCGACUCUGGGCUCGACGAGCUGUCCCUGCGCUCCCAGGACACCACCAUCCUGGAGACCCUGUCCAACGACUUCAGCAUGGACAAUGUCUCGGACAGCGGGGCCUCCAACGAGACCAUGUCAGCCUACUUGGGGGACUCGUUGCCAUGCACCCCCCAGGCCACCACACCCCUGAACAGCAAGACAGAGGGCGGGACUCCCAUUUCCCAUGACGGACAGGGCCAGGGUGUGUCGGAGGAGGAGCUGGAGUACCAUGCUGGUAUCCUGGUGCAGAGCGCUAUCCAGCAGGCCCUGAGGAACCAGUCCAGGCACGGAGAGGGGUGGCAGGAGAGCCCCCGUUUGGGCACGGAGUCCUCUCCCCUCCCCCCCACUGAGAGGCAUCUAGACUUAGAUGUCCUUCCACCUUCUUCUGGGAAGCUCUCAUCUCCACCCCCAGAACAUCUGUCACCUACUCCCCUAGACCUUCACCCUCCACCACUUCUAGACCUCCACCCACCUCCAUCUCCCCAGCUGCACUCUCCUCCAUCCCCCAAGCCACAAGCUUCUUCAUCCCCCGAGCAACACUCACCGCCAGACUCACUGCAGCAGUCUCCAACACCCGGUCAAUCCCUUCAAUCAACUCCACCCCAGUACCAGCCAACUCCGCCCCCAUCUCCCCGGCAACAGUCCCCCACAGCCCAGGCAGAGAGGCCUCCCCAGAGGCCAUCCGCAGGAGGUCCCAAGAUCAUCGUCCAGUCCGCCCUGAGUCGUUCCCUGGCCCUAAAUCCAGAUCCCGUCCCAGUCCGCACCCCUGUCUACGUCCCCCCCCGGCCCGCUGAGCCCCCUCUGCCGUCCCCCACCGCCGGUGACAAAGACCAGUUCAGCUACUUCUCCAAGUACUCCGAGGCUGCCGAGCUCCGCAGCACGGCGACGAGCCCCAGGGCCCAGGAGUCGGAGCAGAGUGCCGGGCCUUUCAAGCUGCGCUCCCGCAAGCAAAGGACGCUGUCCAUGAUCGAGGAGGAGAUCCGAGCAGCACAGCAGAGGGAGGAGGAGCUGAAGAAGCAGAGACAGAGCCUGGGAGCAGUGCGGUCAGCGCUGGGCCCCAGAACCAAUCAGACCGGGAGGCCCAUGACGAUGACCAUCUCCCCAGGGGACAAGCAAAAAACCAACAGUCUGCCUGCUAGACUCAGCCUCUCAGGGCACCUGCCACCCACCAAGCUAACCCUCACCAGCAAGACGGCUCCAGGAAAGAUAGAGAAGGUUCGUCCCGUUCCUCCUGUGUCCCCCAGCUCCUCUGAGGGUCCCCUGCCCUCCCCCCUCUCAGAUAUGGGCAGUGACGACUCAGGAGGCAGUGGGCGUCCCAAAAACUUCAUGCAGACCCUGAUGGAAGACUACGAGACGCACAAAGUGAAGCGCCGGGAGAAAGUAGAGGACAACAGCUAUGCCCGUUUGUUGCUCUCUAGCGAGGUUACUACAGAGGUGCUGGAGGCGACUCGAGUCACACGUAGGAAAAGCAACAUGGCCCUGAGGUGGGAGGCAGGGAUUUACGCUAACGAGGAUGGACAGGAGGAAGAGGAGGAAGAGGAGGAGGAAGAGGAGUAGAUUUCACUCCCAAUUCUGUGACUGUCACAAUUAGAGGGCUAGAUGGAGGGAUGGAGGAGAUGGAGGGAUGGAGGACACAGCAAGCCAACCACAAGUAUUUAUUUUACUAAGUAUUCUAAUCACAUGAUCUGCUGGAUGCACCAGCCCGGAGGAAGACUCAGCCAGCCCUAUCCACACAAUAAACAGAGAGACUCAUGGGAUACAGCUGGUUGCCGAGCAACACACAAGGAGCCAUGAAGACAGCAUGGUGGGGUCAAAGAUCAUGUGUUAAGUUCCACUUUGGGAUUUUUUUGAAGUUUUUUGAUAAACAAACGCAUUUGAUCGGUUUAACAUUAAGAAUAAUGACGAUAUUAACAAUGAUAAUCUUGUAUUGAAGUGGUUCACAAGGAGACAUUAGCCUGCCAGUGAUCUUGUUUUAUCUGUGAUGUGAAGAAGAAUGUAGGAAUGACUAGAGUCACUGGAAAGUAGGCUGUGUUUGUAAUGACACACUAUUCCCUAUCUUGUGCAGUGAGGCCUUGUCAAAACAAGCACACCACAGUUUGUAGGGAACAGUCCAGUGUUUAGCUGUUCUCCAGAUUACAUCCCACAGACAACUAGUGUUAUCAUGUUAUUGGAGGCAUGGCUAUGCAGCUCUAUGGCCAGCAGUUCUCUGCUAGCUAAUGGCUGUUCUCUGUAAGCGGCUAUAAAGCCCUUUCGUUCAUAACAUUUUAAGAUGUAGCCUGUUCUGUUCAUGUAGGUGAUAAGCUAUGGCGCAUAUCUGAGUUUCUCCAGACUGAAGAGCAUGUUUGGAUUGGGAGCAUAGUUGUCUGAGGAAUGAAAAGAUAUAAUAUAGUAGUUCUAACGAAUAUACAAAUACUACACGUGUGUUUUACGUCAUGGAUGGUAUUAUAAGAGAGUGGAGAAAAUGUUAUUGCUAUUAUUAAGUUAAACAAAUGUAGUAAGAACAUUGAUGAGAUGAACAGAAUGUCUUCGUUGAUAAAGUCAAUAGAAAAGUAUCUGGUCCAGUACAAGCUACAACAGAGGCAGUCUCCAUCAUGGGAGCAUUUGAGCCUUUCUACUGGAUCCUUAUAACCACUACGAGGGACACCUGUUCAGUCAACAAGGUCACCAACUCCUCUUGGAAACGGCCAACGAGACAUCAUGGGCUUCUGGUGCCAUGUGGCAUCAGUGUUCAGUUAUAACGUUCAACACUACCUGGCUUUUCAUAGUGUUGGGCAGAAAGGCGAUCAGCAGAUAAGUUUAAUACGUAACCCAAUGUGAACUGUAUUCAACAGAAUAUAUUCCCUUUUACGCUCAUAGCUGUGCCUGAUCCGGGACCUGUUCUCCACAGAGAUGAGGGCAGUGAGGGCGCCAACUGACCGUCCUUAAGGAGGAUUGUGGUCACUCCAAAAUGUUUGACCAUCACCAAGUGUGGUUGCUCCAACCCCAGACACAUGUGUUGUGUUAGGAAAUGUGUUGCUGGACGUCUCUUCUAAUACUGUAAAAGGUUUCAAAACAGGCUGUGUUUUUUAAGUAUUUAUGUCAGAUAUUUCUCUUGCUGUGGAAUCCACAGAUCAUUUAUUUUGUACCUACAGUGCAUACUCAAUGUUUAAACAGCGCUUCUCUGAUGUAAGCAGUUUGUAACAUAAUGCAAUAGGAUGGAUGUGUGUGAAGGACCUGUCUAGAUAAAUGUUUUGAUGUUUGCUACAUGGCAUUCAGGGAAAUACUGCAAUAAUGUCUCUGCAGAUAGUUUCAUUUUUGACCGCUGUAGCCGAGGGAAAAACUGUUCUUUGAUGAUACCAUUCUGACUGAGUGUCUUGAAGUCAAGGACCGAAAACCUUCAAAACACCACCGUCAGUUGAAAGCAAUAGUUUGCAUGAAAAUGUUAACGUUUCAAUCCUGUUGUCAUGUCCUGAAUAGGGCAUGUUUUUCAUCAUUACCAGUCAAAGUAUUGUGGAAACAUCAAGGCAAGUACUCUCCUCUUUGUCCAAUUCCUGUUAAGACAGAACAGGAAAUAUAAUUUCUCUCUUCUCUACGGAAUGCAAUCAGCAAGAACAACUGAUGGUUGAUCUGAUGCUUAACCCACUGAGAUAAAACACCAGACCUGUAUCACUCUGUUGACAAACAUCACUACUACACCAAAGCAGCACUUACUUGUUCUCUGUGGGUGGAUGUUGUUCUUCGUAAACAGGACCUGUCCGAAACUACUUGGCCACAAAACAGGAUCUUAGAAAUACAUAUAGAAGCAGGCUGUGUGCUGUGCCCUCGCAAAAGAAAAUAUAUUUCUGCUCAGAGUUUGGUUGCCGCCAUGUAAAAAACACAUCUCAAAUGGUAUCUAUCACCUAUAUGACGCGCCUGUCAUAUGGACGUUCCGGUCACCAGGCUCUGGUAGAAGAUGCAUUGUAUAAGGAAUAGGGUACCAUUUGGGAGUCCACAUUCAACGAACUUAUUAAGGGUUUAUAGCGUUCCAAGACUUGUUUUUAUAUGAUGCAUGUAAUGUUUCAUUUAGUAUUUAAUGGACUACAGUGUCCUAAUAAGAGUUGAAAAAUAUUUCAUUUUGUUUCUGCUUUAGCCACACACAAGAUGUGUGUUUCUCUGAUUAUACUAAUUCUCAGUCCCAAAUGGCACCCUUUUCCCAACAUGGUGUAUAGUGCCCAACGGGCAAAUCAAAUUUAGGGUGCCAUUUGGGCCAUGCCCUGCGUGUGUGAGGUGACCAGUGUUGCCUUGGUGACGCUAGUGGGGGGGGGUAAGAAAGGGAGAGCAGUAGAAUGAGAUGGAGAAGAUGGCAAGGAAAAGGAAGGGAGACGGAGUGGAGUUGGGAUUCCCAGGACUGAAUUUCAUGGGUGAAGUUGAGAUAUUCUGUUCACUCAGACCAUCAGAACUGAGCCGUUAACUUUCUAAGAUUGUCCACAACGUUGAACAGAUAUUGAUCUGUGACCUAGGAAGUUGAACAGAAAUGUAUCUAUAACCUAGGGAGUUGAAAAGAGAUGAAUCUGUGACCUAGGGAGUUGAAAAGAGAUUCAUCUGUGACCUAGGGAGUUGAAAAGAGAUUAAUCUGUGACCUAGGGAGUUGAAAAGAGAUUAAUCUGUGACCUAGGAAGUUGAAAAGAGAUUAAUCUGUGACCUAGGAAGUUGAACAGAAAUGUAUCUAUAACCUAGGGAGUUGAAAAGAGAUGAAUCUGUGACCUAGGGAGUUGAAAAGAGAUUCAUCUGUGACCUAGGGAGUUGAAAAGAGAUUCAUCUGUGACCUAGGGAGUUGAAAAGAGAUUAAUCUGUGACCUAGGAAGUUGAACAGAAAAUAAAACUGAUAGGUAGUUGAUGAGAGCUGAAGAUAGGCAGAAGUUAGGUGUUACUGAAAGAUAUUGUGGAUAAGUUGAAAUUAUAAACAGAAAGACAAUGAGGUUUUCAUCUGAAAAUAAUUUUAACUUGCAAAAGGAGAAGUUUUUUUCUCUCGCUUGGUUACAUUGAUGUAUGUGGGAGACACUUUUUUAAUAAUGAGACUUUUUAUUUGUGCAGUGGAACAAACACUAAAGGAAAAUAGUUUUACAGAGGCCUAUAUUUUAAUGCUAUGUACACAAAUGUAAUCAAGCUAUAUAUUAUUGUUUGUGUGUGUGCAUUUGUGAGCGGUUUUGUUGUGUGUGUGUGUGUGUGUAUGGUCUUUUAGGAUAUUGAAUCUACAACUGAAAAAUAUGCAAAUUGAAGGUUAGUGUUACAAGACAAGGCUUCAUAGCACACUGACGUUUUAUUAGCAUAAGGCUAAACUGACACUUCAAUUACUAUAAUUGCCAUAUAUCUUUACAAUGUACAGGUGUCUUUUUAUAGGAGAAUGCUUCCAGGGAAUAUGAUACAAAAAGAGCACAACUCCUAGAUUUGAAGGAAGACUUUUUAAGAAAGAGAUGAAAUUGAUCAUAUAGGAAGUAGCUAGUUGUUUCUCCAAUAGUUACCUGGUUAAGCAUACUGUAUAACCAGUCAGGUGUAGUGCAGGUUGCCAUGUGUAAAUAUUAUGAAACCAUUUCGCAGCACAAAUUACCAAGUAAGAGCACAGUAAAAAUGUUGACACACUAUGAAGGAAGAUGAUGACAGAAGAAGCGGGGCAUCUUCAGAUUUCAUCAGAGCUACUGUAACGUCAAAACCACAGGCAGUAGCCCUGCGCCUGAAACUGAGCCUCUGUCUCAAAAGGCACAUUCUUCCAAUCUUAGUGCACUCGUUUUGACCAGGCUCGGCUCAAAAGCAGUGUACUAUAUAGGGAAUAUGGUGCCAUCUGGGACAAACAGACAGUUUAUAUUGUGAACUCAGGAAGAGAUCUGAAUGGAGCUACGCUAUUUUGACUAUCAGAAAUAUAUCAUGGUCGAGUUCUGAUUUGCUGUGGAGCCACACUAUUUUGACAAUCAGAAAUAUAGCAUGGUGGAGUUCUGACUGAUUUGCUGUGUUUUUUUUUGCUGUGCAGAAACAAUUGCAAUUCAGUGCUGAAGCAGACAACAUUCACUAGUGAAUACUCUGCGAUACUUAAUGAUACUCCAUGCUACUUCAUGAGACUCUACAAUACUUCCCGACAGUUCUGCCAAGGGAUUUGAACACAGAGUGAGACAGGUUUCUGAUUGUAGGCCUCUGACAUUACUGAACACUUGUGGAAUUUUAAUUAACAUGCACACGAGAAAGAAUUAUCAGUUGAUUGUGUUCAUUUUGAAUUUGUGGUGUUUUUAUUUUUUAUUGCAUUACUUAUCAUUGUAACCGCAGAGGCUUUGCUUUGCUAUCUUACAUGUAGUGUCCUUCAAAGCGCCAGUAGAUUCUGGGUGAAGGGGGGUGGUGAUGUUGCCCUAUGGCUUGCAAGGAGCAUCAGCGGUGUCAUAAAGUGGUCACAAACAUAUCUGAAGGUCUGCUUAUAUGUGUUAACCCGAUUAUAUGGGCAUAUUCUGCAAAUAUUGGUUUAUAUAGUACUUGUAAGGCUCACAAUAUUCAUAUAUAAUUAUUUUCUCAUUAAAAAUAAAUUGUUUAAUUUUGUGA